Electrophorus electricus (electric eel) is the source of this 2674-nucleotide messenger RNA. The record is from RefSeq and is a predicted model, not a curated record. Lineage: Eukaryota; Metazoa; Chordata; Actinopteri; Gymnotiformes; Gymnotidae.
CACGGCAGGGAACGGCACUGCAGUGUAAUAAUGUUACUUGUUUGUGGUACUUCACGGCACUGUUUAAACAGUCCCACGAGAGAACACACGCGUUAGGAAAUGAGAGAUGCCAGCUAGAGCUUGUGAACGCCGUCACUUAGCUGCUGGUGGUCGAACAAGUUAACCGAAUAUCGUGUUAGGUAGUUAGCGUUAAGGACUUUAUCUUAAGUUACUCACCGCAGCAGACUUACAUUGGAGUCUGAAAAAGCCGUCGGUUUGCCUAAAAAGUUCAUGAUUACUCUUUUGGGGACAUCUCCUCUACAGCAGUGAACUUUAUGAUGGUCGACAGCGUGAAAACUUUGAGGGUACUUUUUGACAACGACCAAGGGAAUGGGUACAGUUCUGGAUGUGCCCGCGUUAGUUGGUUUGAUGGACCACGAAGCCAGCCUUGUCCAUUUGGACUUGCUGCAAUCACGACUAAGCUGUUAUUCCACGCUUUCGAGGAAAAUCAGUUAGUCUGCCUGUCAAAAACACUUGUAGAAGCAACAGGUAAUGAUGGCCUCACACUAGAAGCAGGGCACCAUCAGAUACCCUUUGAACUAGAGUUGCCUCAAAGACCCCUUGUUUCCUCUUUCACUGGAAAGUAUGGCUAUGUUUGCUAUUUGGUGAAGGCUAUCCUGCAGAGGCCAUUCCAUCGAGAUCAGCAUGUUUGCAGAGAACUUCCUAUCAUCAGUCAUGUUGAUGUCAAUUCGCCACAACUGGUGUGUCCCAUUUCAGAAAACAGUGAGAAAAUGGUUGGCUUCUGGAUCUUUGCCUCAGGUCCUGUCUCCCUAAAUGUCAACAUUGAAAGAAAAGGUUACUGCAAUGGACAGUCAAUUCUGAUCUAUGCACAGAUUGAAAACUGCUGCUCUCGGUUGGUUCUGCCUAAAGCAGUUAUUUACCAGAUCCAGACCUACAUGGCUUGUGGAAAGAUUAUAAGAUACAAACAGGUGGUUGCCAGUGUGAGAGGCAGUCCUAUCCCUUCUGGCUGCUGUGCCACAUGGAAUGGAAAAAAACUUAAGAUACCUCUGGUCUCUCCCUCCAUCCUUAAUUCAGACAUACUUAGAGUGGAAUACUCUCUAGCAGUCAUAGUUCAGAUACCAGGUGCCAAGAAGCUGAAGGUGGAGCUUCCUGUCAUAAUUGGCACUACCCCUUGCAAUGCCUUUGGGAAUGAAAGCCUUAGCAUGGUCAGUCAGUUCAGUCCAGUCAUGAACUGGCUGGCCCUCUCCCUCCCAGAUCCACCCGAAGCUCCUCCGAACUAUGCUGAUAUUGUGUCAGAAGUGGAGAGGGAACAGCAUGUUUCCACUGUCCCCUGCUCUCAGCAGGCCUCUGAACUGAUAGCUGGGGCAAUGAGCCGACUAUCAACUGUCAAGCACACAUCACUGGGUUUGGUUCCAGCUGUUUUUAGUGAACUUGAAAGUGGAGCUGCAGCCCAGGACAAAGCCAAAGUCUAUAUCCUGCUUUGGAGCAGUGUCAGAAGUGAGUUGUCGUCAUCAAGCUGGAAGCGACUGAAUGGUGCAUCAAUGAGCUUGAAGGUGGGUGAUGAAGACUGAGCCCAGUGGAAAGGGAUACCAAGCCUUAUGUCCACUCCCUCUCAGGCCAGACGUUCUCCCUCAUACUGUGGUGAACAACACACCAGGAGGCUGGGAAGUGGCAAUUGUCCAACUCAAACCCGUCACAGGUGGCUGAGUCAACAUGAGUACUCACUGGUGUCCCCACGGAUCAGUGCAUUGUUUACUUAGGCAAAAUGCAGAACUUUGAUGGUGUACUCGCAAACUUCAACCAGGUAUUCCAAGCAAUUCGGUCCACAAACCUCCGUUUGCCCCCCAAAAAGUGCAAAGGAAACAGACACAGCAAAGGGGAUGCAGUGUGACAGUGGACCAUGCCACAGAACAUUGGUGAUCUGCAGAGCUUCUUGAGUUUGGCUUUAUACUACUGGCAAGACAGGUCUGAGAGUAUUGUUGCAUACUGCAGCCAGCGUUUGUGCAAGCCAGAACACAACUACUGUGUGAUGAGGAGGGACCUGUUGGCCGUGGUGGGGCUACAACCUCCAUAGUGUUCCUUUCAUCCUGCAUGCCGAAUACGCUUUGCUUUGUUUGGCUCAUGUAGUUCACAGAAUCUGAGGAUCAGGUAGCAAGGUGGAUCGUGGCACUGCGGGAAUGCCACUUCACCAUCAGACACUGUGCUGGGCACCUACACGGUAAUGGUGAUGCCCUGUCUUGCUGCGCGUGCACCACUUAAGCGUGCCAGUGCUCCCUCAAGGAGAGAGGCGUGCUGCUGCUGUCGUCGCCCCAGGGACUCCCGGCUCACUGCUGUGAGCUGAAUUCACUACGCCCAGGAGGAGGAUGUAGAGCUCUCUUGGGGACAUGAAUAUCUCAAAGUGGGGCAAAAACAGAGUUUGAUGGACAUGACGCCACACAGACCCACUGCUAUGGUACUUUGCAUAGGCUGGACAGUCUCUGGAUGCACGUCAGGCUGCUGUUGUAUGUGUGGGAAGAACUGGUGCCGGUGCAAUGUUAUGGCAGCUGUUAGUGCCGUGAAGCCUGAGGAGGACUGUGCUGGGCACGGUGCAUGUGCCAGCUGCCAUAGACCAGGAGGUGCCUGCUGAGUAGCAGGCACUCUGUGGCACUGGAGCUGGCCAAGACGAUGAACUAGA